Clonostachys byssicola is the source of this 576-nucleotide messenger RNA. NCBI's taxonomy places the organism in Eukaryota, Fungi, Ascomycota, Sordariomycetes, Hypocreales, Bionectriaceae. The record is from the annotation of a GenBank genome assembly.
AUGGAAGUUAACUGUUGGGUUAGCAAGGAUGACACGACAAGCGACCAGACUCUCACCCAUAUGGGUGGCUACUUUGCAGUCAACAAUGCUCUCUGGCAUUUCAAGCAAGAGUUCAUUGAGAGAGAGUUUCCUGCCUACCAAUCGGUUACUCUGAUUGCAAACGCCGAACCGAUCGAUUCCACGAAUUCGAAAUCCCAUAACCAGCGAGAACAAGGAAGCGAUGCCAAAAUUCAUCUCAAUCUACGUAACACUGCGAUAAAAGUGUUCCUCGACAAUACCAUCGUUUCGAUUGUUAAUACAUUUCUCUUUGUCAUCUUCAUGAACUUCAUGAAAAGCUCCAUGGGCAGUUCUCAGAUCGAACCAACACAAAUCACUAUUUCCGAUGGGGUAGCACAUUAUGGUAUCAGCACUGAUAUAUACCAGCAAUUCGUCUCUCUUUUGAUAGCCGGGUGGAGGUUCUGGCCAAUAGUCAGUUUGAUCAACUUUGCCCUGUUGAAGAGCGCGCAAGGGCGCAAUCUGAUGAGUGGGUUAGCUGGCUUGGUUUGGGGGGUCUAUGUUAGCAUUCAUAUCGCCUAG